AAUUAAAUGAUUUCAUUAAUUGGCGAUGGUUUGAGGUAUUCAUAUAUCUGGUGAUUGCAGCUAAUUUUAUAUGGAUUUUAGUGGAGACAAUAUCACUGUCAAAAAAGAACAUUGAUGUAAAACAUUACAACUUUACAAUCACAUGGGCUUCCAUCAUUUUUGUAUGCAUAUACACCUUAGAGGCCUCAAUAAAAAUUCUUGCCAAGGGUCCACUGGAAUAUUUCACAACAGGAUGGGAUGUGUUUGAUUUCCUGGUAACAGUGACCAGUGUUAUAGGUUUACUGGGAGAGUAUUUUAAUGAUUCUUUUUUCUACAUCACUGUCCUCAGGCCAUUCAGACUUCUCAGGUUGUUUAAGAUGAAGAGGAGUUACAGGGAUGUUCUAGGAACUCUGUUUAUUCUAUUCUCUAGGCUAAUCAGUCUAGUGGUUGUCAUUAUGCUAGUCUACUAUUUCUUUGCCAUUAUUGCCAUGGAGUGCUUCCUGUAUGUUGAUCUCAAAAACUGCUGCAAAAACACCAGUGUUGAAGCUUUCUACAAGUUUAGCAACAACACCAACAGUCUGGGAUAUUAUUACCUCAAUGACUUCAGUAAUAUACUUAUAUCUGGAGUGACGUUGUUUGAGCUAACAGUGGUCAACAACUGGUUCAUAAUAAUGGAAGGAUUUGCUCAUCACACAGGAGAAGUGUCCCGAACAUUCUUCAUGACAUUCUACAUUGUUAUGAUGGUUGUCAUGACGAUAGUAUUAGCCUUCAUCCUGGAGUUGUUUUUGUUCCGUAUUCAGUACAGGAGGAAACUCAAACUGGAGGACAUAGAUGAUCAUGCCAAGCAGACAGAACACGUGUACAUCAGUGAUGAAGAAAAGAUGAUGUGUGAGAACCCGGACUACAAAUGGACCGUUCGAUACAUAGCUCUACAGAGAGAUUCAACUGAACUACAGACCCCUUACAUGUACAAGGGAGAAAGACACAGGAACAAAGAAGAUUUCAGUCUCAGGAUGUAUGGGGAUGAAGUCAAGAGCUGGUUGGAGGAGGAACAGGAGAGCCGGGAACAGACCAUUCACACGAUGACAGAACUCCGGAGACGGAGUCGACCUAACGCUGACCUCGAGGACCUGGACGAGGACGUCAUUCCCAGCUCCUCCUUCUCCAUCCCUGUAGCUGACAACGUCCAAGAGGCGGGGCUACAAACCUAAAGGGAUGGGACCACAAACCAAAAGGGGUGGAGCCACAAACCUAAAAGGGUUGGGGCCAAUACCAUUAUGGGGCGGAGCCACAACUUUAGAUGAUUUUUAGGAGUGAAAUACUUUCAAUGACAUUGAUACGGGCCACAUCACAUGGUGGUCUCUGAUAUGCUUUGUAUAUUUCAUGGUAUUUUAUUGAACUUAAACCAAAGGCAAAGGUGCUCUACUGUCCCAGGAUGGGGACAGUUUUAAUCAUCUUUUUUUUCUGUGAUCAAGUUCAAAUUGUGCCAAAAAGUCUUUAACAUUUCAUUUAACGCUGCCUCCUUAUGUUUCAUAUUCAGGAGGUAUUUUAGUGUGAGUGUGUAAAUAUUGAAUGCUUUGUAUUGAUCAAGAGAGAGAAGUUUUCUCAUAUUGAGAGGAAUAAGUUUGUCUGAGAAAAGAAAAAUUCAUGCCUCGUGUAAGUACAGUAGUACAGUAGUCAAUCCUAUUUUAAGCCUGUGUUUUUGAGCAAUCUAUGAACAGAAAUUAUAAAAUGGUCACAUUUGAUACAAUUAGGGGACUACCAUUUGAUUCUGAAGGGGGGGGGGGGAGUGGCAGAUGUUGGAAAUAAUUCUUCUGUCCUCCAACAAAAGUUGGAAAAUAAAAUCUGUCCUCAACUGGAGUGGAAAUAAAUAAUCUGUCCCUGUGUUCGAUGUGUUCACUUUUUUGCUGGUCAUACUCUUUUAGUGUAGAACAAAAUAAAAAAAUCUGUACUUGAUCCUUCACCGACAUGAAAAUAAAUAAUGUAAAUAAUGUGACUUUAAAACAAUUCCCCUCCUCACCCCUCCCUCACCCCCAUCAGAAUGAAGAAGGUCAUCCCUAUAGGUAGUCACUUAAAGCAGAGAAUCAGAUUCUUGCAUUUUUUUAAAAUUCAUUAUAUACUGUAUAUUAAAUAGAUACUGCUUAAAAUACUUGAUGAAAUACUUCAUUGAUUAGUUUGAUUUUGUGAAACCCUCUAGGGAAAAUUUUGCAGUUGCAUAUAUCAGAAGUUUGUUAUAUACAGGUAGUAAGUAAGACUUGAUUGACAUGUACAUGAUAUGAUAUUAAUGCUUUUCCAUUUUUACUUUUCAGUUAAUUCAUAAUAAUUAACUUACACUUUUAUCUGAAAAACUAAGUAACUGGUUCUCAACCUAUUAUUUUAUAUUGCCUGGUUUUCAUUAUUAAAUAUGUUUAUUGACCAUCUUUUUUUAAUGUUACACACCAUGCAAUAUGCAGUUAAUAUUUGUUAAAGGGAAUCUUUUAAGAUUUUCUUAGUGCAUUAAGUUUCAUUUAACUGUUGAUCAACUUUGUGUGAUGAUGGUCUUUAUUUUAUAGAACCAGGUGCUAGUUUUGUUCAUAUGAAUUCGAAUAUUGGUGCUUUCUACAGUGUGUAACUCAAUGUUUCAACAAAUGAAAGCUUCAUUUCAAAGAUUGUAAUUUAGAACCAUUUGACAUUUGCUUAUCAAUUCUCAUUCUGGUAUCCCAUUCUGAGUCCCGAUUUCUUUUGUACUCAUUUACUGUACAUAUAACUUGUGUUCUACAGAUCAUGUCUUCUAUCUUAAAUUCUUUAUUUAGAAUUUUAUACAGAUAUGUACCGGGUAAUGUUAAAGUUUAUAAGCUGGACCUUAGAAAGUUUACUGAUAACCAGGCAGUAUUAAGAAUAACGCAGGAAUCUGGAUAUAUAAACAAGUCUGUACAUUUGUAUUGUAUAUAUGGGUUUAGGGCAUUAAUAGUUCAGACAAUCAACAAAUGAAACACAGCUAUGCGGGAUAAAACAGGAAAACAAAAACAAAAUUUAAGGAAAGAAUUGAAUAGCAACCCAAGUUAUACUGAACGAUGCUGUUUUU
Messenger RNA from Saccostrea cuccullata (small rock oyster), 3043 nucleotides. RefSeq names its product two pore channel protein 1-like. The transcript has 14 exons. The annotation marks the transcript as partial. Gene Ontology annotation, cellular component: lysosomal membrane; endosome membrane. The record is from RefSeq and is a predicted model, not a curated record. Gene Ontology annotation, biological process: transmembrane transport; monoatomic ion transport. Gene Ontology annotation, molecular function: monoatomic ion channel activity; voltage-gated channel activity. Lineage: Eukaryota; Metazoa; Mollusca; Bivalvia; Ostreida; Ostreidae.